AAACUUCUCUCACUGAGGAGAACCAGAGGAGGUGACUGCAAGAAUGGUGCAUGAGGCAUCUCCUGUGGAAAGUCCUUGGAAAAUCUGUGAAGAACACCGUAUAGAUGAAGAUGUGGGCUUUGCUCUGCCAAAUCCACUGGAGGAACUACCUCAUCCUUUUGAUGCCUGGAUUUCCAUUGCUAAAAAUCUGACUGCCCUGAUUGAGAAUGGUGAACUACGUGCAGAAGUUGAGAAGUUACCAAUGUUCAGCAUUGAUGACCUCCAAGGACACAAGUCCCAGCGCCUUGCACAUCUGGUCCUGGGGUAUAUCACCAUGGCAUAUGUGUGGGAUCGGGGUGACGGAGAUGUCCGUAAGGUCCUGCCCAGCAAUAUUGCUGUCCCUUACUGCAAACUCUCUGAGAAGCUGGGACUGCCGCCAAUUCUGGUUUAUGCAGACUGUGUCUUGGCAAACUGGAAGAAAAAAGAUCCCAGUGGGCCCAUGACUUAUGAGAAUAUGGACAUCCUGUUUUCGUUUCCUGGUGGGGACUGCAGUAAAGGAUUCUUCCUGGUUUCUCUGUUAGUGGAAAUAGCAGCUGCUUCUGCAAUAAAAGUAAUUCCCACCAUAUUCAAUGCAGUACAACAUCAGGAGCAAGACACUUUGAAAAAGGCACUGAGUGAUAUAACUUCUUGUUUGAAGAAAGCCCUUGAGGUGUUUCACCAAAUUCAUGAAUAUGUGGACCCAAACCUAUUUUUUAAUGUUCUCCGCAUAUACUUGUCUGGCUGGAAAGGCAACCCCCAACUGCCAGAGGGUCUGCUGUAUGAAGGCGUCUGGGAUACCCCAAAGAAGUUUGCUGGGGGUAGUGCAGCCCAAAGCAGCAUCUUUCAGUGCUUUGAUGUUCUGCUGGGCGUCCAGCAGAGUGCUGGUGAAGCAUCAGCUGCUGAAUUCCUCCAGGAAAUGAGAACAUAUAUGCCACCAGCUCACCAGAACUUUCUUCUUUCACUAGAGUCAGGUCCCUCAGUUCGUGAGUUUGUACUUUCAAAAGGUGAUACUAGCCUACAGGCAACUUAUAAUGAGUGUGUGAAUGCUAUGGUCUCCCUGAGAAGCUACCAUUUGCAAAUAGUAACUAAGUACAUUGUGAUUCCUGCCCACCAGCAGUCCAAGAAAAACCAAACAUCUCAAGAGCCAUCAGACCAGGAAAACAAAGGAACUGGAGGGACUGAUCUCAUGCGUUUUCUAAAGAGUGUAAGAGGUACAACUGAGAAGGCCUUGUUGAAGGAAGGCUAAUAUAGCCCAAGCAAGGGUACAUUUUGUCAGGACAAAGAUGUCUGCAUAGAUUAAUGCCGAUCAAUAUAUCAGAUCUACAAAUUAAUAUGUAACAACUUACUAAUAGUACCUUAUAAAAGAUCUCAAAAUAAUUUUUUAAUACUUGUGCAUUUCUUUUAUGAAAACUAAAAAAGUAAUUAUAUUGUGAUUGUAUAUAAUUAGAAUGUAAUGAUUAAAUGUGAUAAAAUUGAUGUUAUAAUAAAUGUCUAAAAGUUGUUUUAUUCAUAACUAUAAUUAAAUAUUGUUCCAGAUGAGACCUACUCCACACUGCUACCCUUCAAGCAGGGCUAAUAGAGUCCUUGCUUUCCCUAUAGUAAUAGCACACUUUUUCAUAAUUACCUGUUUCCUUUUCUAUAUUCUCAUAACAUGAUAAGCUUCAUGAUAUCAGGGACACUAUUGUUUACCAGACUCAUGUAUCCCCAGUUCUUAAUAGAUUAUUAACAAAUAUCUGUUGCAUGAAUAUUUGAAAGAUUGAGUGAAUUUAUGAAUAAUAUAAUCUGGGUUAAUAAGAACUCACAUUUGAAAUAUAAUUUCUCCUAAGAGGUCAGAGUUAUCAGGCACUCUCACUCUGGCAUGGAUUUAUUUAAUAAUGGAAUCUAAGAAAGUUAAGGCUGAAGAGGAACUUCAAAAUCAUAUGAGCCAAACUCAUUUUAAAGAUGACAGAGUUGAAGGUCAGAAGAGUGAAGCAACUUACUUCUGUUCACACAAUUCCAUUUUGGACAUCCAUCAGUUUUGUGACCUUAGGCAAACACUUUUAUUUCUGUGAAAUAAACAUAAUACUUGCCCUGCCUCAUUCUCAAGGUAACUGUGAGGACUGAAUGAAACAUAGUGCAAAAGUGUUAGGAAACUAUACAGUACUACUAAAUAUAAGUAAUAAUUUGCUAAGGAUAAUUUAUUGACUCAAAGCCAAGAUUUGUUCCUGUCCUGACUGCUACACUUAUCACUCUGGCUCUACAGCGACACAUCACAGGGCUACACAUCAGGAGUUUCUCCUCCAGAGUUGAUUUUACCUACAUAGUACUGAAUCACCUUGAGAUGCAGAGCAUCUUCGGUUCCCUCAGCACUGCCCUGCAUCAUAUCUUCUUCAUUUGAACAUCACAUCUAUCUCACAUGGGAGGUAGAAAGAGGAGGAAGCAAGGGGCAUUGUCCCUAGCACUGCACUGUUGCUAUGUAGGUGAUGCACAGGCUGAAACCCGGCUUCAAGCUCUCCACAGAGAAGGUGGACAUGUAUUCCUCAGAGUUUAUUCUCUUUUAGCUGUCCAAAUAAUAGAUACCAAGAUUCCUGAUUUUCCUCUAAUUCAUCUCUGGACUGGGAGAUGUACAACAAAAUAUUGGAUAUGUUUCCAAAGAAAUCCUGCUAUUCCUUCACCCCAUGUCAUAUGCUCUCUGCUCAUCACAUUGAGCGCUCCUCUGUGGGGAGAAGGGUCGCCAGAGGAUGAAGGUAAUCACCUCCCAUA
Hipposideros armiger (great roundleaf bat) is the source of this 2760-nucleotide messenger RNA. RefSeq names its product indoleamine 2,3-dioxygenase 1 (gene IDO1). Gene Ontology annotation, molecular function: metal ion binding; L-tryptophan 2,3-dioxygenase activity; heme binding. The record is from RefSeq and is a predicted model, not a curated record. The transcript is spliced from 10 exons. Gene Ontology annotation, biological process: 'de novo' NAD+ biosynthetic process from L-tryptophan. Gene Ontology annotation, cellular component: cytoplasm. Bases 44 to 1264 code for a protein of 406 amino acids. Lineage: Eukaryota; Metazoa; Chordata; Mammalia; Chiroptera; Hipposideridae.